Molecule: messenger RNA, 910 nt
Organism: Terrapene triunguis (Three-toed box turtle)
Lineage: Eukaryota; Metazoa; Chordata; Testudines; Emydidae
Product: zinc finger CCCH domain-containing protein 6-like
Exons: 3
Coding region: 605-910 (101 amino acids)
Biological process (GO): negative regulation of DNA-templated transcription
Cellular component (GO): nucleus
Molecular function (GO): RNA binding
Source: RefSeq, a predicted model, not a curated record
CCGUGACGCUAGCGGCGCGGCCCAAUGGGAGCGCAGGGGCGGGGCUCGGCGACGGCGGUACGACGCCAUCGCCCUCCGACUCCUCCUGGCGCGGAAGAAGCUGUUGUUGUUGGCCGAGGCGCUGAGCGCGUUCGGGCCGCGCCGCCGCCAUUUUGUGAGAGUGUCUCGGGCGGGCGGGCGCCAUGUUUGUAAGGAAGAAAUAACCGGGCAUCUCCGGCCACCAGCACUCCCUUCCCCCCGUGUGUCCUCCUCCUCCUGUGCCCCGGGCCUGCUCCUCCGGGCCGCGCCGCCGCGCCGCCGGCCCCGCCGGCCCGCGCGGACUGCCAGAGCGGGCCGCGGGGCGGCCGGGCUCACCCUGUGCAGCCUCCUGCACAGAGUGACUGUUAGUGUCUCACUAAGUAACCGUGAGUGAAACCUUCAUCAUCUCUCCUCGCUGAGGGACCGACCCUCCUCCUCCUCCUCCUGCGCCUCCUCAGCGAGCCUCCUGCGCCGCCGAGUGCGCGCCGCCUCCUCCUCCUCCUCCUCACCACCACCACGGGCAGCAGCAGUGUCCUGCCUUCCUCCUCCACCUCCCUCCUCCUCCGCUCACCCCAGGGCCCGCACCAUGGCCUUUGAAAGCCUGUUCGCCAACCCCCCAAACCCAGCCCUUGGCCCAAACAUGCCCGACUCUGACAGGCACCAUGCGGGGGACGAAAGGGAAGAUGGUGAGCUAGAAGAUGGUGAAAUAGAUGAUGCAGGAUUUGAAGAAGUUCAGGAAGAACAGGAUGCAAAAGGGGAAGAUAAACAGAAAAAUGAAAAAGCACAUAGAAAAUCACGAAAGAAACGCAAAAAAGAAAAGGAAAAGAAAAAAUCAAAAAGGAGAAGACGGGAUAAACAUAAGUGUGAAACUUUUGGCAGCAUUCCAAAAUAA